Messenger RNA from Prinia subflava (tawny-flanked prinia), 4360 nucleotides. Its product is annotated as LON peptidase N-terminal domain and RING finger protein 1-like. Lineage: Eukaryota; Metazoa; Chordata; Aves; Passeriformes; Cisticolidae. Gene Ontology annotation, molecular function: protein binding; ubiquitin protein ligase activity. The transcript is spliced from 12 exons. Bases 16 to 2337 code for a protein of 773 amino acids. The record is from RefSeq and is a predicted model, not a curated record.
UCCUCCGCCCGGCGCAUGGCUUCAGACGUGGUGUCCGGCUCGUACCCGCACCCCGACUGCCCCGGAGCCCCCCAGCAUCCCCGCGUCCCGGCUCGGGGGGUCGGCACGGAGCCCCCCAGCACUCCUGCAUCCCGGCUCGGGGGAUCGGCACGGAGACCCCCAGCACUCCUGCAUCCCGGCUCGGGAGAUCGCACCCACCCGCACACCGAUCCCCUCGGGCCCGAGCCCCCCGCCCGCCGCCCGCCGCGGCGGCCCCGGUACCGCGGGCUCCGUUACGAAACGCGGCCGGGGCGGGGCGGGCGGCGGCGGCCAAUGGCGGCCCGGACAGCCCCGCCACCGGCGCCUGCCCGGGGUCCCUCCGGCGGGACGGGGCGGGCCGGGCCGGCAGCCGCAGCCUCCGCCGGGCCGGCCGGGGCGGAGCGGGGCAAUGCGCGGGGGCGCGGCGGCGGCCGGGCCGUGCGGGCACCGCCGGCUGUAGGGACAGCUCCCCCGAGCGCCGCCAUGAGCGGCCCCUCCAGCCCGAGCUCCCCGGCGCCCGGGGAGAGCCUUCCCGGGCCGGACCUGCUGCGCUGCCCCUGCUGCUGCCUGCUCCUCUGGGAGCCGGUGACCGCGUCUUGCGGUCACUCCUUCUGCAAGCCGUGCCUCGGCGGGGCCGGCCCGGCGCUCUGCCCGCUGUGCCAGGAGCGGCUGGAGCUGCCGGGCAUCGCGGAGCCGAGGUGCAGCGUGGUGCUGUGCGGGAUCCUGGAGCGCUGCGUGCCGCGGCAGCGGCGCCUGGCCGGGCUGGCGGAGCGCGUCCGCCACCGCCUCGCCCGCGGGGACGCGCGGGAGGCGCUGAGGAUGGCGCAGAGAGGGGUCGAGCUGGCCCUGGACUGCAGCUCCCUGCGGCUGUGCCGGGCAGAGGCGUUGGUGGCCUUGGGGCAGCAUCCACAGGCACUGGAGGACCUGGAUGCCGUGUGCAGGGCUGAGCCUGCAGAGCACGAGGCCUUCUUCAAGAAAGGGAAGGUGCUCCUGGAGAUGGGGCAGAGAGCCGAAGCCCUGCUGGCAUGGGAGCACUGCCUGACACUCAGUCCCCAUUUCCAGCCCGCUCGCAGAGAGAUGGAGAAGAUCAUCAUGGGAGCCGAUGCACCCCUGGGUGAUGCUCCCCUGAGCUCAGCUGGUUCCCAGGUUGAUGGAGGCAGCCCAGUGCUCCCAUCUUCCACACAAGCUCAGGAUCAGGAGGGACAGCUGUCAGAUGGGGAUGCUGGGUGUGAGCACAGCCCAGACACAGCCAGCCCUCCCCAGCCGGGGCGAUGGCAAGAACGGGACACCUCGGCAGAGAGUCAGGGCCGGAGCCUGCUGGAUAAAGAGGAGGAAACAGCAGCAGCAAAGUGUACCCAGCAAUGCCUCAGGGAGUCACUGAGCAUAUCUGACUUGGAGUGCUCGCUCUGCAUACGGAUGUUCUUUGAGCCGGUGACGACGCCCUGUGGUCACACCUUCUGCAAGGAGUGCCUGGAACGCUGCCUGGACCACCGGCCCAACUGCCCCCUCUGCAAGCAGAGCCUGAGAGAGUACCUGAAGGCUGGGAGGUACAGCCCCACGGUGCUGCUGCAGGACAUCAUGCUGGCCACCUUCCCCACACAGCUGGCCGAGCGCCGGGACCUGCACCGGGCGGAGAUGGCAGAGCUCUCCAACCUGACCAAGAACAUUCCCAUCUUUGUGUGCACGAUGGCCUUCCCUGGCAUCCCCUGUCCCCUGCACGUCUUCGAGCCUCGGUACCGCCUGAUGAUCCGGCGGUGCCAGGAGAGCGGCACCAGGAGGUUUGGCAUGUGCAUAUAUGAGAACGGGAAAAGCUUUGCUGACUAUGGCUGCAUGCUGGAGAUCCGUCAGGUGGAGCUGCUGGCAGAUGGCAGGUCCCUGGUGGACACCGUGGGCCGGCAGCGGUUCCGGGUGCUGAGCCGCGGGCACAGGGACGGCUACCACACCGCCGACAUCGAGUACCUGGAGGACAAGAAGGUGUCUGGGGAGGAGCUGCAGGAGCUGCAGUGCCUGCAUGAGAGCACGUAUCGCCUGGCGCAGCGCUUCUGUGAGCACGGGGACCUCACCUCCAGGCACAUUCUGAUGCAGCACGGGCCACUGCCAGAGAAGGAGGAGGACAUCCAGGCUUCAGCAGACGGCCCCACGUGGUGCUGGUGGCUCAUCUCCAUCCUGCCCCUGGACCCGUCCUACCAGCUGAGCCUCUUCUCCUGCACGUCGCUGCGCGCGCGCCUGUCGCAGCUGCAGCGCAUCCUCACGGCGCUGCUGCAGCAGCCCCCGCCGCGCCACCUCCUGCCCGAGCGCGGCCCCCGGGGCCGGGUCUGAGCCGGCCCUGCCCUCCCUCAGGCUCAAAGCCACCCUCAGGCUCCUCUCUGUGUGUUGCUCCACGGUUUGUGUGUGGUUUGAGCCGCCCCAUCCCCAAAAAAAGUGACCUCGGCGCCGCCCUCGCCCGCCGGCAGCGACACUGUGCCGUCCGUGCCACCGAAGGGGACACUGGCAUGCAGAGCUGGGUUGUGUCUCCAAAGCCAAAGCCACUUCUGAGUGGCUUUUGCACUGAGGAGGAUUCUCCUUGGGGCAGAGGACUGAGUGCAGGGAUUGCCUCAGUUUUGGUUCUUCCACUUUGAAGGACAGCUUAGGGGUUUUGGUAGAUGAUCCUGAUUCACGCAGAAAGUUCAGAGGCUGGGCAGAGGUGGCACUGGGGAAGCAGAGAGGUUCCAGUGGCUUCCCCCAGCCUUGGGAGCUGAUGGCUCUGCCACUGCUUGCAGCUUUGACUUAGUUUGUGUUUGAACAAGAAGGUUAAAUUAAACAAUCUGAAACUCAUGGUCUUGCUCCUAACCACCUCCAUGGCCACGUGGUGAGGAGAUGGUUCCCUUUGAAUGCUCUCAGGUCCAUUCAUCCCCUUCCCAUGCUCUGCUCGGUGCUGUGCUUGCUCGCCAGACCCUUCCCACCAGCCACUCCCCUCACUGCCGUUCCAAUGCUGUGAAGUGCUGUGGCAGGGGGAUUUUGUGGGAUUUUGUCAGCUUUGGUGCUUUUCCCCCUACCCAAAGGCUGCUGUUCCCAACCCUGGCUGGGUUCAGGUUACAGGGUCCGACCUGGGGGCUGGGAGGAGCUGAUAGCACAAGGGAGUUAAGUCUGGAAGUUUUAUUGUGAGACUUUCUGCUCCUUGACUAAUGCAAUUUUUCCCCUGUUCUGUGUUUCUUGUGAACUUUCUGACUCCUCAGGAGAAAAUUGGAAUCUCAGCCGAGGCUGGACCCUUGCACUUGGGACCCAGAAUAGUUCAGGAUCCCCCAAAAGAGCACAGUGAAGUCAAAGGGAUCCAAAUCUCUGGAGAGGCAGGGAGGGGGUAGGAUCAGUGACUGAGGCCAUGAGCCACAGGUCAGGGCAGUGAGUGCUUGGCUGCUGCUUGUCUCUAGACACAGGGCAAAGACUCUCUGGAGAGACCAGACCUCCAUGGGAAUUCUGGAGAUUUGGGAUUUUUGUUUUUCAUCCAUAAUUUCAGUGGCUUUGGGUUCAAUUCUAGGAGUGACAUCCACUCAGUCACUGGAUUAACAUUGCUUCUGGAAUUCUAUCCCUGCAUUUCUCAAAGGCACCACACCCCCUCAGAGUGCUGUUGGAUGUCUCUGUGGGAGAGAAAAUCAGGGCAGUGAUCCUUACUGCAUGUGUUGCUGGGCUGAGCCUGGGCUGGGAGACUGGGCAUAGCUCCAGAGAGGUCCCUGCUCAGGGCCACCACCUUUCCCUGUCCUGUCUCCAGGACUGAGAAGUCCCUGUCCCUCCUCUCUAUCAAAGUGCCUCCCUGGAGUGACAGUCAGGAACUGAGGGCUUCUCCCCAGGGACCUCUGCCAGCACAGGGCAGCUCAGGACAGUUCAGAGCUGUGUUUGCUCCUGCACCACGACUCCCAAGAGCCAUAUCCCUGGGAUGUCAGAUUGGCAUGGGCUGGGGUGGGUGAUGAGGGGGUGCUUUGCAGUCCCAGGGCAGGUGGCAGGAUGACACUGAAGUUUGGGAAGUGCCUUUCUUUUCCCCUGGGUCAAUGUGGGCUCAGUGACAUCCCCACCCCAAGCCACUCUCCUGUCCCCUGAGUCACCAUUUCCCCAGGGUUGAGAGGUCCCUGUGGGUCCCUCCAGCAAGGGGUGGCCUGGGGGGGAUGCAGGGACAAGUGUGGCUGUGCACCAUGUCACACUGGGGAGGAGCCAGGGACCAGAGCCACAUCAGCCUGGCUGCUUGACAAGGGAUCCGUGCAAAUCGCUCCAGUUUGCUUGGAGCACCUUUGUGGUUUUUAUUACUACCUGUGCUCUUGGAAUUACAUUUUCUUUCAGGUCAUUGAAAUAAAGACCUUUGUUGUUGUUGUUA